AUGCGCGAAGUUGUGUUGAAACCAGAGCCUUCCAAAAAGGAUCAUGAUGAUACCCACCAGAAUUUGAAGAAGGGAAAGAAAAAGGCAGGAAGUAGGUUUGCUUCGACCAGGCGUUAUGCUAGAAUCCCGCUUAAAAUUGUCGCCGCCUUAGCCACUGUCUAUGUGUGUAUGUUGUCUUCGGAGCGAUAUUUAAACUGCUGGGUGCAGACCUCCAUAGAAAGGGCCGACAUGCAUGUGUCUCAGAUCAAAUUUCCAGCAGUGUCAAUUUUUCCGGUUAAUUUCACCAGUCUUAAUAAAUCGACCAAAUCGCAUCGAUUCGCCAGAGCCUACAAUUUAGCCCAGUCCGUUUUCUGGCAGACUCCGAUAUCAGCUCGCCUGACGGAUGACAACUUCACGGAGUUUCCCGAAUUCGACGACUUGUCCCUCUUGACAUGGGGAGACCCAGACAACUGGAAGCUAAAUUGCAGAAAUUUCUUUUCUGAGUGCCAAUGGCGCCGCAAGGCUAUGAAUUGCUGUGACCUCUUCCGGCCAGGAAAAUCGUUCAAGGCGUUUGCCUUCGAGUUCAACUCGGUGCUUUCCUUAGGAAGGGACGAAACUUGGCCAUGGUCCGUGGCCGCCUCGGGUGCCUUAAGCGGCCUCAAUGUGAAGAUCAAACGGCAGCACAGUCACUUUAAUUUAAAUAUGGUGGGAGUUUUCGUACAUGAACCCACUCAGUACAUGGGCAUGAGCGUCGACUAUUCCUCGGAGGAUCGCAUUGUGAUUCCGGUCGAACCACUGCAUUUCACAGCCGAAAUAGAAGUCAAGACCCUUCCGCUUGAAAAGCGUCGGUGUUACUUGGAGGACGAAGUCUUACUGACCGAACAAUCCCGCUCGGAAUGCAUCCACAGGUGCCAUAUUAAGUACAUUAUUAGAAAGUGCAACUGCACUUUGAAUUUACCAGUUAAAGCCGAUAUCAAAGAGAACAUUACCGAUGCAAAAGACAGCAGCAGUCGCAGGAAUUGUGGUAUUAAGGACCUAUCCUGUUUUAAUAAUAACCGAUUUUCUCUCUUUUCCACGAGCAACAUAAUCGAAGAGUCCAGGGAUAAUGUAUUUUCCACCGUUGAUUGCGGCUGUUUUCCUAGGUGUGAUCGCACCCAAUACCAUUCGACUACCUACACCGAAAGAUUGAGCACCCACACUAGCCAUGCCACGGAAAUCGAAAUCGAUGUGUAUUUUCAGGAGGAGACCCUCUUUUCCUACCGCUCGAUGCUUGGGUUCACCCUGAUCGAUUUGAUGGUUUCCUAUGGAGGAAUAGCAGGCCUGAUCAUGGGCAUUUCUGUUUUAGGCUGUUUUAAUAACUUCUUGGAUCACUUUGCCUGUUGUCGUCUACCCCAUGACUCUUAAUGAAACUAUAAAAUCCCAGACAUCAGCAGCUGUAUUCUCACGUUUCCAAACUUACCUGUACUCGUAUCACACACAAAUACACUAAAACUCUUGUUCUUGGGGUACACACAAAAAUAAAUCCAGAAAAUAAAUAAAUAAUAUUAAACUCCCUGCACAACUCCAAUCAGAUAUAACAAAACUUGAAGGUAUAUAAAGUCAAAGGAGUCAUUUUUCUUAAAGUCAACAAUCCGCAGUACAAGAAUCUUCCAGAAUUUAAAUACUUUGUGGAAAAUUAUCGCAGCAAGUGCCAUAACGAAAAGUAAGUCUUAAGAAUUCGCAAUCUAUUUUCUUUUAAG
This is a messenger RNA of Drosophila rhopaloa, 1718 nucleotides long. Its product is annotated as pickpocket protein 19-like. The record is from RefSeq and is a predicted model, not a curated record. Bases 1 to 1383 code for a protein of 460 amino acids. Gene Ontology annotation, biological process: sodium ion transmembrane transport. Gene Ontology annotation, molecular function: ligand-gated sodium channel activity. NCBI's taxonomy places the organism in Eukaryota, Metazoa, Arthropoda, Insecta, Diptera, Drosophilidae. The transcript has 6 exons. Gene Ontology annotation, cellular component: membrane.